AUGAUUAAGCUGCACUUAUGCUUUAACGUCAGAUGUGUUAAAAAUCAUUUGACUAAAGGAUGGAAUGGUGUUAGUGGUGGUGGACGGAGAUUCGAUCUAGUUUGGCUUCGCACGGUCAUCUCUCUAGUCCCUUCACAUAUCGCCGGAUUCCAACAGUUUUUUUUUUUUCUCUCCACAGAUAAUGCAAUACCUAUUCGUUCCUGGUUCUCUGAUGCGCAUGAUACUGCAUUGCUUUGUCUAUUACCCAUCUUGGAUGCGCUAAGAUUUGUGAGUGAUGUACGAUCUGUAUUGAGUCGAAACUUGCAUCGGCCUCACUCCAUGCUGUCCACAUAA
Messenger RNA from Echinostoma caproni, 333 nucleotides. The record is from the annotation of a GenBank genome assembly. Lineage: Eukaryota; Metazoa; Platyhelminthes; Trematoda; Plagiorchiida; Echinostomatidae.